Messenger RNA from Orbilia oligospora ATCC 24927, 1347 nucleotides. RefSeq lists its product as uncharacterized. Gene Ontology annotation, molecular function: ATP binding; UDP-N-acetylmuramoylalanine-D-glutamate ligase activity. The record is from RefSeq and is a predicted model, not a curated record. The transcript has a single exon. Gene Ontology annotation, biological process: biosynthetic process; cell division; regulation of cell shape. Gene Ontology annotation, cellular component: cytoplasm. NCBI's taxonomy places the organism in Eukaryota, Fungi, Ascomycota, Orbiliomycetes, Orbiliales, Orbiliaceae. The coding region runs from base 1 to 1347 and encodes 448 amino acids.
AUGUCGAACCUCGUCGUCCUCGGCGGCGGAGAAAGUGGUGUAGGAACCGCGAUCCUCGGCCAAAAGCAAGGCUACACAGUUUUCCUCUCCGACUCCUCAAAAAUCAAAGAUACCUACAAACAAACCCUCAUACACUACAACAUACCGUUCGAAGAUGGCGGGCAUACCGAAUUCAAAAUCCUAAGCGCAGACAUCGUAAUGAAAAGUCCCGGAAUCCCCGACACAGCACCGAUAAUCCAAAAACUACUCCAAAAGACCAUGCCAGUAAUCUCAGAGAUCGAGUUUACUUCAAACCACUCUACGUCGCAAACAAUAGGUAUCACGGGUUCUAAUGGGAAAACAACGACGACGAUGCUUACCCACCAUCUUCUCGAAAACGGAGGGUUGAAUGUCGGUAUUGGGGGUAAUAUCGGAAAAAGCUAUGCCCUUCAGGUGGCUGAAUCUUCUUACACUUCUUACGUUCUCGAGUUAUCGAGUUUUCAAUUGGAUGGGAUAGUAAAAUAUGCACCGCAAAUUGCGGUUAUUACGAAUAUAAGUCCGGAUCAUUUGGAUAGGUAUGAGUAUAAAUACGAAAAGUAUAUUGAUGCGAAAUUUCGUAUCACGAUGAACCAGACGGAAGAGGAUUAUUUGAUUUAUGAUGCGGAUAAUGAAGCUACUGCGAAUUGGUUGAGUAGCAAUACGACGAAGGCUAGACUCAUUCCCUUUUCUAUCAAACGAACGAUAGAAAAUGGUGCUUAUCUAAGUAAAGAUGGCAAAAGCAUCGUUAUCAACAUCGACGAACAAGACCUCAUAAUCGACACGGAAAAUAUUUCCCUACAAGGAAAACAUAAUUACAAAAACUCCAUGGCUGCACUCAUAAUCGCCAAAAUUCUGAAAAUCGACGAAUCGUCCGUUCGGUCUAGUCUCAAAACUUUUCAAGGCGCUGAGCAUAGAAUCGAAAGAGUUCUGAAUGUGAGAGGGGUGGAAUAUAUAGACGAUUCGAAGGCUACAAAUGUGAACUCGGUAUUUUAUGCUUUGGAUGCGAUGAAGACACCGACGGUUUGGAUUGUUGGCGGGGUGGAUAAAGGGAAUGACUACAGUGAAAUUACGGAGCUAGUGAAAGAGAAGGUUAAAGCGAUUGUUUGUUUGGGAGUUGACAACAAGAAAGUAAUUGAUUUUUUUGGAGGCGUGGUGGAUAAGAUUGCUGAAGCUAAGAGUAUGGUUGAUGCUGUGAAUACAGCGCAGGGGUUUGCCAGGUCUGGAGAAACGGUUUUACUUUCGCCUGCAUGUGCAAGUUUCGAUUUGUUCAAGAGUUAUGAAGACCGAGGGAGGCAGUUUAAAGAUGCCGUGCGGGAACUCCGGGAAUAG